AUGGACAAUGUGAAAGUGAUGGAAACGUUCCAGAAGUUUAGGCCUCCCUACUUUGGUGGGAUUGCGCAGGACCCUUUGGCACCCACCAAAUGGGUAGAGGGAAUGAAAAAUGCAUUUAAGCCUAACCUCAUAUGGGAACACUUUAAAGUGGCAUUCUACAACAACUACUUCCCAGAUAGUGUGAGGGAGAGGAAGGAAACAGAGUUCAUGGAGUUGAACCAAGGGUCCAACUCUGUAUUGGAAUAUCAACAAGAUUUUGAGAAGUUGUUCUUCUUCGCACUUGAGCAUUUGAAGGGGGAUCAGGCAAAGGCGAAGAGAUUUGAGAAAGGGUUAAGACCCGCUAUAGGGGUUGUGUUAGUGGCUCAGUACCUCCACAGUUAUGCCCAGGUGGUUCAGGCUGCCAUAUCCAUUGAGGAUAAACAAAGAGAGAACUAUCAUGCCAUCUAA
Messenger RNA from Macadamia integrifolia, 447 nucleotides. RefSeq lists its product as uncharacterized. The record is from RefSeq and is a predicted model, not a curated record. Bases 1 to 447 code for a protein of 148 amino acids. The transcript has 2 exons. NCBI's taxonomy places the organism in Eukaryota, Viridiplantae, Streptophyta, Magnoliopsida, Proteales, Proteaceae.